GCGGCCGGGAUGGCCCGGACCUGCCGCGAUUCCCAUUUUUAUUAUUACGGCAUCAAAUUCGCGCUCUCCGCCUACUCCACGCUCUUCUCGAUCCUGGGGCUGCUGAUCCUGAGCGUGGGGAUCUACGCCGAGGUGGAGCGGCAGCGGCACAAAACCCUGGAAGGGAUUUUCCUGGCUCCGGCCGUGCUGCUGCUCCUGCUGGGAAUCACCGUGUUCCUGGUGUCCUUCGUGGGAAUGGUCGGGAGCCUCCGCGACAACCGGACCCUGCUGAGGAUGUUCUUCUGGGUGCUCCUGCUGAUCUUCCUGACGGAGCUGCUGCUGAUCCUCAUGGAAAUCAUCUUCGAGAACAAGAUGAACGAGGUUUUCCACUCCAACAUCCAGGAGGGAAUCCGGCACUACUAUGACGACCUGGACUUCAAAAAUAUCCUGGAUUUUGUGCAGGAAAAGUUUUCCUGCUGCGGAGGGGACGAAUUCCGGGAUUGGGAAGUGAACCGCUACCACUGGUGCAACGGCAGCGGCGCCCUGGCCUGCGGGGUGCCGCAUUCCUGCUGCGUCCGCGCGGCUCCCGGAGGAGUGGUGAACACCCUGUGCGGGUACCGCGCCCUGGACAAGGAGCGCCUGGAGCUGCUCGGCACCAUCCACGUCCGGGGCUGCAUCCACGCCGUGGGGCUCUGGCUCAAGGACAACUUCCAGGCCACCUUGGCCAUCGUCUGCUCCCUGCUGCUGCCUCAGGUGCUGGGCCUGGCCAUGGCCUGGCUCCACUGGCAGCAGCUCAACGAGAUCCGCUCCCGCCUGGAUUCCCUGGAUUUCCCGCUGCCGGAAUCGCGGGAUCUCCGCUUGGCCUCCCUGGAUCUCCGCGGCGCCGGCUGGUGCUGGUGCCUGCCCAGGGAGGGCGGAUACAUCCCGGUAAAUCCCGGGAAUGCCGAGGAGGAGGAGGAGGAGGAGGAGGAGGAGGAAGGAGCCGCCUGGGCCAGCAAAGCGUGA
Messenger RNA from Pseudopodoces humilis (Tibetan ground-tit), 984 nucleotides. RefSeq names its product tetraspanin-15-like. The record is from RefSeq and is a predicted model, not a curated record. Gene Ontology annotation, cellular component: plasma membrane. NCBI's taxonomy places the organism in Eukaryota, Metazoa, Chordata, Aves, Passeriformes, Paridae.